UCAGCAAUAGUACAAGUACGUGUUGAUUUUUGUGUGUGUAUUUAUAUGUGGGACAGUUGGUCGUCAGUGAAUAUUAUGUUUCUUCGUUUGAUGGUGGAAAUAAAUAUGGUGUAACAAUGGAUGAAUCGAUCUUUAAACAAAAAUAUCAGAAGUACAAGCUACGUGUCAAAUUGUGGGAGAAAGACUUCAAGAAGAAGAAUGGACGUGUGCCCUCUAAGUACGAUAUUCGUGAGGCCAGCCAGGACAUACGCGACUCCUAUAAAAUGUACUACAAGUUGAAGACUUCAUUUUUGGAGGAGACCCUCAGUGAAGUUCUCAGCGAAGAUGGUUUCGAUAUGCUGGAAAUGUCAGCGGCUGAAGAUCUGGGUGUUAGUGUGUUAGAUCAGGAUCAAAGUCUUAGCAUAAAUGGUGGUCCUCCGCUACCGCUCGAUAUAGUUUCGCUGAUGGAGACUCCCAAACAAACGGUAAACUUUUCCAACCUGCAGGAGCUGCCCCACCCGCAGGCUUUAAGUAAUCUCACUAAUUUGGAUGAGAAUCAUGUGAUACGCAAAUUUGAAGCUGUCAACGAGCUACAGCAAAAUCAAAAUGCCUGGGGUCCAAAUGUGAGCAAACAACAGCCUAUAAAGGAAACUAAAUCCAUUAAAGAGGAAGAGAAACGGCGUUCUUCAGUUGGACUUAAGCCCAGUCUUAGUGCGAAAUUGUUUCAAUCUACACAGGGAUUCGCCAAACGUAAUCCUCGUAAGCCUCUUUCACGAAACUCCCUGAAUCUUGGAGGCAGUUCCUCCGCCAGUGGGUCAAACUUGGAAGCAGGUGGUGCUCUACUAGAGGAACUGCCCGAUUUCGAAACAAUUCUUAUACGGAAGGCCCAGGAAUAUAAGGAAAAAGAGGCAGCUAUUGCAUUAAAUCCCUUGCUUCAUAUAGAUCAUUCAAAGGAAGCUAUCAAAACCCACGUAGAUGAAGGCUGGCUACAACGGAACACUGAAUCUAACUCGCUAAGAGCUGAAGUCAUCAAUAUAGAACCAAAUAACAAUGGGAAUCCUGGAAGGAAAUCCCAUUUCGGCCUGUCCAACAUAGAUGUCAGUAAAUUGAAAGCCUCGGAAAGUCCCAUAAGCAAUCCACUAGACGAUCACAUUAAUCCCUUGCCCUCUCCAACCAAUCCCUUGCCAUCCGUUUCUCACGAAGAAGAAGAAUCUGGCGACUCUGAUUCCAUAGUGGCAGAAAGCGAAGAGGAGCCUGAGCCACAGGAGCAUCGCCAUUUGGCCAAGCGUCGUCGCAUUAUACCGGACAGUGAUAAUAGUGUGGCACAACCAAAACCUCAGGUAGAAGCAGAACCAGAGCCACCCCAGCAAUCAGAGCAAGAUGAAUCUGUUAAAGAUUUUUCAGUGGAUGAAGAUGAAGAUGCCACAUACGAACCGGCACAAGUGAAAAAAUCUAAGGCCAAACGAAAACAAGCAACUGCUAAAAGGCAAACCAACAAACCCAAGCCAGAAAAGAAACCCAAGGGCGAAAAGAAGACACCAAAACCUAAACCAGAGAAGAUGCCAAAGAGAACUGCAAAGCCAAAGAUCGAGGAGAUAACACCAGAUGAUGGGGAGCCAGAAGUGGAGAAGCCCCUGAAUCCGGAAGAUCUUAAAUAUGUACUCGCUAUGGAAGCCGGUGACAUUACGUCUGUGCCUCGCAUACAAAUCCACGAACUGGAGCAAGCCGAUGAAACUGCCCAGCGUUACAUAAGAAAUUUUACCAUGCCACAAUCAGCAACUGGCGGAGGAGGAUCCUCGCACCAAAUUGAUGAAAAACGCUCAGCUGCCCGCAAAAAAAUGGAGGAGAGAAUCGCUGCAGGGAAACUGAAUGAGAACUUUGUCACUAUCAAUAUACAGAAAAAGAAAUUUGUUCGAGGCAAAAAAUCGGUGAAUUUUUCCAAAUACAAGAAGCAACAAUGGCGCCAUAAAAAGCGAGUGGCUGCACUUAGUGGUCCAGACAUGGAUAUGGGUGGUUGUGAUGGAGGUGUAAUUACUUGCUUUCAAUGCGGUGGUGUUGGUCAUUUCGCAGCUCGGUGCACGGUUAAGGGAGAUAACCUGUUGCCACUUACCGCUCAGCUUGAGGAGGAUCCCUCGCCAUUCCCCACCCUGGCCGAGGCGGAACAGAUGGCCAACGAUGGAGCAGUGGCUGCCCACAGUCGCAAUAUUGAGCGUUUACCCCAAGCAGCUAAUUCGGCCAUUCUCCAGAGAGAUAAUGACGACGAUGACGAUGUCGAGGACGAGGACGAGAAAAACGGCAACAGCAGUAAUAGUGAGGCGGGGGAGCAUGAAGAUUCGUCAAAGCCCGAACCGGAUUGGUCUGAUAAUGAUUCGGAUAUCGAUAUUGACGCUUUAGAUGCAGCAAUUGAGGCGAGUCAAUCACAAGUAUCGACUACAUCUCCCAUUAAGAGCUAUGUAGGGCACAAGAUACCAGAAGAGUUCCUCAAGCAGGCAGGCCUGGAUGUGAACUCCUCCAAGACACGCACUCAGCACGGUGGCGUAAGUCCUCUCUACGAUCUCCUGCCCAAUGGUGAUAUUCAGAAUGCAACACCUGAAGUGAUAGAAGCUUUACACAUGUUUGGUCACAGCGAUUUCCGAAAGGGCCAGGAUCGUGCCAUUAUGCGCACCUUGUCGGGUCUCUCAUCAUUAGUCACCCUAAGCACAGGCAGUGGCAAGUCCCUGUGCUAUCAAUUACCUGCCUAUCUGUAUAGCCGUCAGCUGGGAGCUAUCACCUUGGUCAUCUCGCCUCUUGUGUCGCUUAUGGAGGAUCAGGUCACCGGUGUGCCACAUUUCCUGCGAGCACAUUGUCUGCACACUAACCAGACACCGCAGCAGCGGAUCAAAAUCCAGCAAUUGAUAGCGAAAGGAGAGAUUGACAUUUUGCUUGUGUCCCCAGAGGCUGUUGUAUCCGGCGAGCGUGCAACUGGCUUUGGAGCCAUUCUCCGUCAGCUGCCGCCGAUAGCCUUUGCCUGCAUCGAUGAAGCCCAUUGUGUGUCCCAAUGGAGUCACAAUUUUCGACCUAGUUACCUAAUGAUUUGCAAAGUCUUGAAGAAAAAUCUCGGCGUGAAGACGGUGUUGGGUCUAACAGCCACAGCAACUUUGCCUACCAGAACCAGCAUUAUAAGGCAUCUGGGUAUUCUUGAUGGUGAGAAGGGAAUUAUUAGCGAUACCCCACUACCGGAUAAUCUCAUUUUGUCCGUAUCAAAGGAUGAAAAUCGUGACGCUGCCCUCUUGCAGUUGCUGAAUAGCGAAAGAUUCGAGCCCUGCCAAUCGAUAAUCAUUUAUUGCACCCGUCGAGAUGAGUGCGAAAGGAUUGCUGGCUUCAUCCGUACCUGCAUUCAAGACCAAAAACAGAAAUCCGCCGAUGAUGGCAAAAAGAAAAAACGAAAACGUGUCAAUUGGCAAGCUGAGCCUUACCAUGCUGGCAUGCCUGCAUCUCGAAGGAGGACCAUACAGAAUGCAUUCAUGGGUAACGAGCUUAGGAUCGUGGUGGCCACCAUAGCUUUUGGCAUGGGUAUCAAUAAGCCAGAUAUUCGAGCAAUUAUCCACUACAAUAUGCCUAGAAAUUUCGAAAGCUAUGUACAAGAAAUCGGACGCGCUGGACGCGAUGGACUUCCUUCACACUGUCAUCUGUUUCUGGACUCGAAAGGAGGAGAUCAAAAUGAGCUGAGGCGUCAUGUCUAUGCCAAUUCCAUAGAUCGCCAUGUAAUACGAAAGUUAUUGCAGAAAAUAUUUGUGCCUUGCAGUUGUGAGAAGCAAUUAAAUGGGAAAAAAUUACCAGCGGCGGCACUUCGUCCACCUGCAGUGAAUGAUGCCGAUGACAAGGAUCAAGAGGCACGUGAUCAUAUCUGUCCGGGCCAUGAAAUUGGCUUCUCUGUGGAGCAAACCGUUGAGGCUUUGGACAUUCCGGCCGAAAACAUAUCGACGCUUUUAUGUUAUAUGGAAUUGGAACCACGUUGGUGCAUGAAUGUCCUCAGUUCCGCUUAUGUUAUGGCCAAAGUUAUCUCCUACGGUGGAGCCAAGUACUUAAAACAUGCAGCUAAAGAAUGUCCACCUCUGGCCAUGGCUAUUGCUUUGAAAAUUAAGGAUAAGUCAUUUAAGGAUGAUUCCAACAUUAUUGAGUUUUCAGUCACCGAUAUAGCCGCUGGCAUCGGCUGGAAUAGUGGCGUAGUGAAGUAUCAACUUAAGAAUCUGGAAUGGAUUCAGGUCAAUGGCUAUCCCAAACGUUCACCCAUUUCCGUGAGUUUCUUUGAUCUUGGUUUCCGACUUAAGGCUCCGGGCGAUUUCACUGAAACUGAAAUUGAUAAUGCCUUGGAUACACUAUACACGCGAUCUGUGAAACAAGAGCAAACGCAGCUCAUCCAACUUCAGUAUGUGGCCCAUGGGUUGGCUGCUGUGGCAUAUAAUACUUGUGCGCAUUGCUGUAAUGCCGAUUUCCCACAGGAUCGUGGUAACCAACUGAAAGCCAUCAUACGUAACUAUUUUCAAAAUGAUUAUCCACAGGAUUUGGAACUCGAAAUCGAGCCGGACAAUGUGCCAGAUGAUUAUAUCAUAUCCGAUGUCCAUGCCCUGAUCAACAUGUAUCCCGAUAAUACAUUUAGUGGUAGAAAUAUCGCUCGCAUUUUCCAUGGCAUACCUAGUCCAAAUUAUCCAGCUGUUAUGUGGGGUCGCUGUAAAUUUUGGCGGGCACACAGUAAGGUAAAUUUUAAUCGCAUUCUAAAAUUGGCCAAUCUGGAAAUUGUAAAACGGCGAACCUAAUUAUCUUUUUGUUUAAAGACUAUACAAUUUAAAUAUAUUAAAGUUAAAACUA
Messenger RNA from Drosophila willistoni, 4827 nucleotides. It is a transcript of the gene RecQ4, whose product is annotated as ATP-dependent DNA helicase Q4. Gene Ontology annotation, biological process: double-strand break repair via homologous recombination; DNA replication. Gene Ontology annotation, cellular component: cytoplasm; nucleus; chromosome. Lineage: Eukaryota; Metazoa; Arthropoda; Insecta; Diptera; Drosophilidae. Gene Ontology annotation, molecular function: ATP binding; four-way junction helicase activity; 3'-5' DNA helicase activity. Bases 117 to 4775 code for a protein of 1552 amino acids. The transcript is spliced from 7 exons. The record is from RefSeq and is a predicted model, not a curated record.